AUUUAUUGUGUCAAAUUAUGAAUAAAGGGUGUGAGUCCUCGUGCUUUUAUUUUGAAGUGCCGCUGCGGAGACCGGAAGCGUUGGUACGCCGGAUGCACAACAAACAUGGCGGACGAUCACACAGAGGUGGAGCAGUCCAUGGAGGGACACACACCUGUUUCUGAAAACCCACAUGCAGAGUAUGGGCUGACGGACAACAUUCAGAGGACAGUGGAGAACGAGAAGGCGAGCGCAGAGAAGAUGUCGAAGCAGAAAGUGGACCUGCAGGCGCUGCCGACCCGGGCGUACCUGGACCAGACGGUGGUCCCCAUCCUGCUGCAGGGGCUGUCGGUGCUCGCCAAGGAGAGACCGCCAAACCCCAUCGAGUACCUGGCUGCGUUCCUGCUGAAGAACAAAUCCCAGUUUGAGGAGAGAAAUUAAAGAGUCUCACUGGUCGAAGCUCGUUUCUGUUUGUUUUCUUUUUUUAAUUAGAAAUAAAGGAUGUGAAAAACA
Molecule: messenger RNA, 492 nt
Organism: Oreochromis niloticus (Nile tilapia)
Lineage: Eukaryota; Metazoa; Chordata; Actinopteri; Cichliformes; Cichlidae
Gene: dpy30
Product: dpy-30 histone methyltransferase complex regulatory subunit
Exons: 5
Coding region: 106-420 (104 amino acids)
Cellular component (GO): Set1C/COMPASS complex
Source: RefSeq, a predicted model, not a curated record